AUAACAAAAUGCGCGUUGUGUGCUACUAAUAUCAUCUGCACGCGUGCCGAUUUAUCCGCACUAUGCGCGUUCACUGGACCACUCAGAUGCGUCAUCAUAUGCGAUCCAUAACUGUCGCAUAUUGUGAUGGGCACAUGCGUGACGGUAUAAUGCGAAUAAAUUAUAUUUAUACUUCAGCCUUAUUUGAAUUAAAUAAAAAGAAAAGAUUAUUGACAUUAGUAAUUUUUUUUAAAUUAAAAUGUUAUUUAUAAAAACGAUUUUAAUUUAAUAUUUCAGUACAAUUUUGGAAUUGAAAUUGUUAAAAACUUCCAAAUUCUUUUUUUGAGGUUAUAUCUAAUACAACAAAAAUAUAUAUGUACUUUAAACAAAUUAAAUUUAACUUUCUUAUUUUGCUGCAGUACUAAAAAUGAAAUCCACAAUAAUUCCUCACAAUAAUAUCGCAAUAAAAAACAAUAAAAAAUGAAAUCACAAUAAAAACUUAUUUUGAUAACACACCACAAACAAUGCUGUCGCCAUUAUAAAAUGUGUGAUUGCCGAUACGGGUGGUUGCGCAUCAUUAAUUGCGUGCGUAUUAAGUGCAGUUCACUGCACACGCAUUCACAGCAUUCGCACUGUGGAUGGUAAAAUGCGUAUGGAUUGACUCUUCUAGCGAGUCGCACUUGUGAACGGAACAUGCUUAUCAUUUUGUAUCACAGGCGCUUACGAAAUGCAGUUCACAACACUCGCAUUAUUACCAGCGUCACAGACGAUAGUAAGAUGCGUAUAUGAACCGACUAAUCUGAUACAAUUUGGAAAUAAAAAAUGAAUUUCGAGAGCUUGACGGUCGAGGAGCUAGCGACUCACUUAAUAAAUGGCCAUAAUAUUGAUCAGGAAACAAUUGAGAUCUUGAAAGACCAGUAUAUUGAUGGAAGCAGUUUCUUAGAACUAACACUAACCGAUUUAGUGGAUUUAAUGAAAAUAAAAAUUGGACCUGCAAAAAAAAUACAAAAAGUAAUUAAACAGAAUAAAGGAGCUAACAUGCAAAUGGUCGAAAAUGUGAUGGAGUUUAUUGUGGAUCCACAAACUGGAGCAUUAGAUGAUGUCCCUCCUGUUGCAAUUAAUGUCCCUCAAGCUCCACAACAUAUUAAUCGACCAACAACUGGGGAAGAUAUUCCAUUUUCAAAAUAUACAACAGUCAGGGAAACACUGGAACAACACACUCAAGGAAUUUCUCUGAUAAGUGCUAUUAACAAAGGUCAUUUUGGGGAAGAAGACCGACGUGCCUUGGUACGCAUAUUGGUUUCGGAAUUGAUAAGCAAAUAUGAAAAUCUAUAUCCUCCAGAUGACGCUAAAUGGGCUUUAGCUAAAGCUAUAGUUAGGGAAUUUCCUUCCUUAAGAGAUGUGAGUGUACCUGGAUCAGCGGGAUGUGAACACUUUUUUGAUAAAACAACCAGAAAAGGAUUUCUAGAGUUUAGACUCUGGAAUGCUCGAAAAGUUGUCAGCCCUUCAAAAAAAAAAUAUGUCACAACAAAAAAUAAAAGUUCCAGGACGAAGAAGACAAGUGAUGCAACUGUUGCUGAUGUGGAUAAUUUGUUGCUUCCGGAAGAAUUAGAAGAAAAAAUAACUUGGAUGCAACUCACUAUGCCUCGUGUUGAUAAAAAAAGGGGGAUAACUGAUUGUUUGAUGGAAACUUAUAAUGACAGACGCAACUGGAUUAAAACUGAAAUCCCUACGAUUCAUGACAUUAUGUCGAAAUACCCACGGCUGUUUGAUUUUAAUGGAGAAAUGAUCGAAUUGGAGUUCAUAAAGUUAUUUACCGAAGAAUUAAACAAUAAUUUUUUGGCUCGUUUCCCAACAUACUACACAGAAAUUAUAAUUGGAUAUUGCAAAACAAAGCGUCCCGAUAUUUUUCGGAAAACUUCUGUGUUAAAAGACGAAAAUUGGAAAGCCUUAGCAAUUUUAGAUGCACUGCUGCCUUCUUCUAAUUUUAUAAAGAAAAGAAAAGCCAACGAAAUUUCCAAAGGCAAAAAAAAGGCCAAACUUUCAGAAAAUCAGGCACAAGAAAAAAUAGUAGCUGAUGUCUGUUCAUCGUCAAACAGUUUUCCAAACCCAGAUUUAAUUAGAAUUAUCCCGGAAGGAACAAAUGUUACUGAUUAUAUUCAAAACGUAAUUAAGGAAGCAAGUGGAAGUCUUCAACCUUAUGUUUUAUGUGUGUCAGGUCAAAAAUUGGAUAAAUAUUUUAUCCAAGUCGAUGGAAAAUUAAUAGAAAUUGAUUCUAAUGCACACCCGAUCACUGCCUUUGACAUUCUUUUUAAAAUUCAUUUUGUGACAAAUGUUGAAUUUGCAGAUUCUCUUUUUUUCUUUUAUAAUUUCAUAGAAUAUUAUGUCUACAAAAGACAAGUGACAUUAAAAAAUUCUGUUGCGUCAAUGCAUUCUUCACUCAAUAAUUUUAAGGAACAAAACUAA
Molecule: messenger RNA, 2445 nt
Organism: Leptopilina heterotoma
Lineage: Eukaryota; Metazoa; Arthropoda; Insecta; Hymenoptera; Figitidae
Exons: 12
Coding region: 802-2445 (547 amino acids)
Molecular function (GO): protein binding
Source: RefSeq, a predicted model, not a curated record